GGCCGCCUCGUACCAAGAAUCACGUGAGAGGGGGAGAGAGAUGAUGGGGGUUGUUCCCAUAGCGAUGGGAAAAGGUUGGUCCCCGCGAGUCACAUGACUUGCACAGCCGAUGGGUCCUUCCGCCAGGCUGGGCAUUAUUCGGGGGCCGUAGAGUGCGUCCUUCUUCUCCCCCCCCCCCCCGCCCCUCUCUGGUGGUUUCAGCCGGAGUCCGCGCUCGCGCCCCGACCGUACCAUGGAGAUUUUCAUCCCGUCGUUCCGCUAUGAAGAGAGCGAGUUGGAGAGAGGCUACACGGUUUUUAGGAUAGAGGUACUAACAAAUGGAAGAAAGCAUUUCGUUGAAAAGAGGUAUAGCGAAUUCCAUGCUCUCCAUAAAAAGCUUAAGAAAUUAAUAAGAACUCCAGAAAUCCCUUCAAAGCAUGUGAGGAACUGGGUGCCAAAAGUUCUUGAACAGCGUCGGCAAGGCUUAGAAAUUUAUUUACAGAGUAUUAUUUUAGAAAACGAAGAGCUUCCAAAAAUUUUUCUUGACUUCCUCAGCGUUCGUCAUUUUCCUUCUCUCCCCAAAGCAGAAAGUUGCGGUUCUUUUGAAGAGAUAGAAUCUGAAGAAUUAAGCAAACUGUCCCACCAGCCUGUGCUGCUGUUCCUAAGGGAUCCAUAUGUCUUGCCUUCAGCCAAUGAUGACUUUCCAAAUGUAGUUAUUGAAGGUGUUCUCCAUGGAUUAUUUUAUCCUCAACGGCAGCUCAGGUAGAAACAGGUUUGGAUGGACAGUAACUACAAUAAAUUCAAGUCUUCUUCCUGGACCUAGGUUUUAGUGAUGCUUGUAGAACUACAGAAUAUAACAUAUUUUCUCAACAGUUAAUUAUGGACCAUCCUUUUUUGAAAAUUAAAUCAAUGUAUUGCUAAUAUUGCUGCUUUUAGACAAUUAUGGAGAAACGCUAUUCUUAAGACUAUUAAUCUAACGCUAAAUAUUUAAACCUUAAAGGCUGACAUUAUAUGCUGAAUGUCAGCGUAAAUACACUAACAACUUUCAUUUGACUUGUUAUGACUACACUAAGCCGUUAGUCUCUGAAUGUCCGUUCAUAUGGUAUUUGCUGCUGGCAGUAGAUACAAGUCAUUCUAGUAUAUGCGAGGUUGAAAAAUGCACAUGUUAACUAAAAGAUAACUACCAAAAUUGGAAAUGCAAUAUAUACUUGAAGUAUUGUAUCAGUAUUUAUGAUGUCAUUAUUUCAUAUCCACAUUAUCUUAUGUAGUGAAACAAUUGUAUGCUUGAUCUUUGGCUCCAAUGUAGCUUUAAUUUUCUUCAGGACCCAGGCCACAAUCCUUGUGCUUCCAGACAACACACUAUACCUGUUUAGCAAAAUCCUGCUCCUCAUAUUAAUUAGCUACACUACUAUUAAAAGAAAUGAGGAACAUGAUUAUUUUUACUGAUUAGCUAAUAAAUAUUCAAAGAUUAAUUGUACAAAUGAACAUAUGCUUAUGUUUUGCAAGAUGUUGGAAUACAAAAUAAACAGUGACAUGGCAUGUGUGUUUUACUGAUUUUCAGUCAGGAAAGUGUUUAUUCAAAUAACCACCUCCCCCCAGUUGAACUUUUCUCAUGUUGUUCUAGGGAUCUUUACAACAGAGGAACAUUUACAUAUAUUCAACAUUGCUUACAUUAUUUGAGGCACCAUAAGAUUGUACUUAGCUAUUCUUUUCAUCUUAAAGUAGCAAACAAUAACCAGGCUCGUUAGGAAGCUGCAAUAUGGACAAUCAAAACGCAAACCAAAACUUCACAUAUGAAGUUGUCAGGCAAGCCAUCAUCUCAGUUGGCUCAGCUUCUGAUGCUUUUAUGUGCAAGAAGGUCAGUGAACUAAUCACAUUCUUUGUGAUGUUUCUUAUUCUAAAUGAAUCAGGGUUGAGAGUAUGGAUUUACAUGAACAUAUUUCAGAUUUUCAUCUCCCCGGUGCCUCAGAAUUCUAUUAUUUUGGAAUAGACAUUUUCAUUAGUUUUUUGCUUCAAUCCUAAGCAUAGCUUCUUAGAAUUAAAUUCUAUGGAAGACAACACUUGCUUCUAAUAAACAGAAUUAGAAGCCAAGUGAGAAAGGCCUUACACUGGCAGCAUAGCUACCCACUACUAACUACCAUUUUAAUAUCUCAUGCUGAGGAGUGAAUGCCAGGAUGCUCAAGUUGAUUCCUUAUCUAAGACUUUGGAAAGUUAGAGCUAUAGAAUGAAUAGACUUACAAUAUAUUCAAAAGAAAUCAGUAGUUUGAAUUGAUUGUUGGCUUUCCGGAGAGCCCUUAAAACCUAUCUGUUUGGCCUGGCCCAGGGUUUUUAAACUGUUUUAAUUGUUAAUGGUUUUAUGCUAUUGUUAAAUGGUUUGUUUUUUUUAAAAAAGUUUUAUGCUGUUUCUAAAUUGUUCUGUAAUGAUUGUUUUUAAAAGGAUUUAUUUGUGGGUUUUAUUUUUAUUGUUCACUGUCCAGAGCCGUUUGGAUGGGGCAGUAUAUAAAUGUAAUAAAUAAAUAAAUAAAAUAGAUUUGGUCCUGA
Hemicordylus capensis (graceful crag lizard) is the source of this 2520-nucleotide messenger RNA. RefSeq names its product sorting nexin 24 (gene SNX24). The coding region runs from base 233 to 745 and encodes 170 amino acids. The transcript has 7 exons. NCBI's taxonomy places the organism in Eukaryota, Metazoa, Chordata, Lepidosauria, Squamata, Cordylidae. The record is from RefSeq and is a predicted model, not a curated record. Gene Ontology annotation, molecular function: phosphatidylinositol phosphate binding.